AUGCAGACUCGCUCCAAAACCCAAGCUGGCCAACCCGCACAACCACCAAAGCAGGCAGCAUAUGAACAAGCCUCCAACCCAGUCUCGCAUAAUCCACAGGAACAACGAGCGCCAGCCGAGACAACGCGCCAUCAUGGCGACUCAAUCGCAGCCAUAACCCGUACCGCCAAGUCAAACCCAUCUAGCGAUGAGGCUCGAGCCCGUCUCGGUGAACAACACAGACAGCAUGAGCGAGAAUUGCAGAGUGCACCAGACGUUGAUUUGGAAUACGGUGUUGAAGAGCAACCAUCUGAGGGAUAUAUUGCAGAUUCAGUCCACAGGAAAGGCAUGGGCAUUCAGCGGGCUCAGGCUGGUGCUCAUGCUGGUCCUGUUGGGAGCGCGGGAGGUCCUGGCCACCCUGGAUUUGGGGAACAGGGGAGCUUGACAGCCAACAUGGACCAGAAGAUGUUUGAACACGAAAGAGUACUCGGAGAGAGGGUUGGCCAUAGUCCCGCUGAGCCGGAUGGGGAGACUGCGGAGAGGGAGGCUGUUAGACAACAGAAGCUGGCACGCGAUGAGCACAUUGAUGUUGAAGGAGCUGUCAAGGAAGCGACUGGCGACCCAGUUGUAGGCCACUAG
This is a messenger RNA of Penicillium antarcticum, 618 nucleotides long. RefSeq lists its product as uncharacterized. NCBI's taxonomy places the organism in Eukaryota, Fungi, Ascomycota, Eurotiomycetes, Eurotiales, Aspergillaceae. Bases 1 to 618 code for a protein of 205 amino acids. The record is from RefSeq and is a predicted model, not a curated record. The transcript has a single exon.